AUGUACACUGGUGAAAGGAUUGUCCCUAUUAAGCUUGAUCUUCGAGUAAAUCAUACUCUAAUAAGGGACCAGUUUUUGUGGGAUUUGAACAAUUUUGAGAGUGAUCCGGAAGAAUUCGCAAGAACCUUCUGCAAAGAGCUGGGUAUUGAAGAUCCUGAAGUUGGAGUAAGUAGUGCAAAUUUAGCUUCAUCCUUGAAGACUAUGGAUUUGGGGAAAAAAUAUUCAAAUUGA
Thlaspi arvense is the source of this 231-nucleotide messenger RNA. The record is from the annotation of a GenBank genome assembly. Lineage: Eukaryota; Viridiplantae; Streptophyta; Magnoliopsida; Brassicales; Brassicaceae.